AUGGACUCAGGUUGUUCCACCAAACCAGACGAUUUGGUACUUUCCCUGCCAAUAAAAGGACUAAACGACGAAGACACGACUAUUCAUGACAUUGUCGCAUCCUCAAAAGCGCGAAAACUGCGCUCGGCAUGCGACAGUUGUCAUCGAGCCAAAGUCCGUUGCUCGGGAGGUCUACCAUGUGCUCGUUGCAGAGAGUUUGCAACAAAUUGUGUCUAUAGCACAUCAGCGCGAACGGGCAAGCCCAAAGGAAGCCGCAGCCGUAAGACGAUCGAGCGCGAGAAAAGAGCGGCCGCUCUUAAUGCCGCAGAAUUUGAGGGACCUGUACUAACGGAGUCACUUGCAUCGGCCUGCAUACUACGCAAACCAACAGCUAGUGAUCCCGAUAUUCCUAGCUCAAGCGUCGAUGGCUUUGCGUGCAGUGCCACGGCCAUUGAUUCGGUAGCCCCGGAAAGCAGUGAUGUGGGGAGCAUAUCCUGGACCAAUAACGACUGCAUCCAAACUCCGUACCCCGAUAGUUCUGAUACUAGUCAAAACUCGGGUAUCCCUACUGCAACGUUAUGGAACCCCGAUCACACCUGGGCCUCUAACGGGCUUGAUGCACUGCACCAAUUUUUUCCAGAGUCGCCUUCCGCUAUACCAACAAUACACCAAGACCCUACGACGCUAGCACUACACCAAGUACUACCCACAAGCCCUGCUAUUAGUCAAUGUCAGUGUCUGACCAGCAUCGCAACGCUCGUGCCACCAUUGACGACCCUGAUCGGCGCUGUCAGCUUAGUCACAACAAUAAUCCAGCUCAUUGGUGGGCUGGCUGAGAAAUCUCUGGUAAUGCUGAGUGCAGGUAGUACAGCUCACUUCAGGUUACACCUGGGCACGUACGAUGUAUGCGAUGACGACGAACAGGAGAUGCUAGUACGCCGUCUGUUGGCGUGCAGGCUUUGGAAGCUGCUAACUGCCAUCAAAUUGCUUCGCGAAAUCAUGCAAGGUGUAGCCAGCGACUCGGAAGAGGGAGGUACCCAGCAACUACCUUCAGCUAUCACUGGAGAGAUAGCUUCAGUACCGCAGCUUAUAUGUUUCGACCAGUCUUUAGAACGGCUACAACUCGGAAAACGGAGACAGAAAACGGAUAACCGCACAGACUCUGAAUCCUAA
Molecule: messenger RNA, 1152 nt
Organism: Bipolaris victoriae FI3
Lineage: Eukaryota; Fungi; Ascomycota; Dothideomycetes; Pleosporales; Pleosporaceae
Exons: 3
Coding region: 1-1152 (383 amino acids)
Biological process (GO): positive regulation of transcription by RNA polymerase II
Cellular component (GO): nucleus
Molecular function (GO): DNA-binding transcription factor activity, RNA polymerase II-specific; zinc ion binding; sequence-specific DNA binding
Source: RefSeq, a predicted model, not a curated record